Messenger RNA from Exophiala bonariae, 864 nucleotides. RefSeq lists its product as uncharacterized. The record is from RefSeq and is a predicted model, not a curated record. NCBI's taxonomy places the organism in Eukaryota, Fungi, Ascomycota, Eurotiomycetes, Chaetothyriales, Herpotrichiellaceae. The transcript has a single exon. The coding region runs from base 1 to 864 and encodes 287 amino acids.
AUGACUGAACCUAACGCUGGUAGCUCCCACCGUCCCGGGAAGUUCAAAGAUAUUUCCGAUCUUGCAGAUCCAACACCCAAAGACCAACCCACGCUUGCGACCAGAUCCAAUCAUCCGCGACCUGAACCAAAACCACUAGUCUACCAUCCCAUCUCGGAAAGAAAAUUGUCUGUACGCCACAUUAUCCACGUCCAUGAUAACAAUCAUACUUCGAGGAUACACGAUCGCAUCAUGCUGGUGAUCCGUCACAACUCGGGCACUUCAUUCACUUGUCUGACGCUCUGCACACAUGGCGAUGAUGUUGUAGACGAAGAUCAUUCUUUCGAUCAUGCGAAACUCACUACCGAAGCAACUCAUCAGGCAUCAGUGGAGCAACCGGAUGGAUAUUUCAGGCUUUGUAUUUCUCUUGCUUGGGGUGGAGUAGAGAGAACACCCAAACCAAGUGCAUAUAUCAAUAUGCAAGAGUUGUGGCAGAUUGAGUAUGUUGAAGGUGUCAAAUUCGCCAUCCUGGGCCAGGCAUCAUAUAAGCAUUGGCCGACUGCGCGCGAGAGAAUCAUUGACAUCUUCCGAAAGACCAUGCUCAUGACUCCCGAGGAACGGAGUCCUUCAAUCAGCAGCGACCGCCCAAUUGAAAUUGGUUCCGUCUCCAGCGAUAGUGGUAGUAAAGCAACGGGGAAGCGUCGAUCAUCCACUGCUGUUGAUCGAACCAGGGAUAGUAAGAGGUUAACUGAUAAAGAUGCUCGAAUGCAUGAACGUGAGGACGGACUCAGUAAGGUAACCACCAUCACGAAGGGCCUCUUUGGCACCGAGAAGAAAGUCACGACGUACGAGCGGUCGAGCGAUCGGAAAAGCAAGAGGCCCUGA